This is a messenger RNA of Cotesia congregata, 1308 nucleotides long. The record is from the annotation of a GenBank genome assembly. NCBI's taxonomy places the organism in Eukaryota, Metazoa, Arthropoda, Insecta, Hymenoptera, Braconidae.
AUGGAUCUGGGUGAUUGGUCAAGUUUUGGCUCUUUUACUUAUCCGAAAACAAAAAAUGAAAAAAAAAUUUAUAAUCGGUACUACGAAAAUGGUAUUGAAGAUUCAAUGAUUUACGGCAAACGAUCUGUUAGUUCUUGGAAUCAUUCCCAUCAUCAGCAUCAGCAACAGCAAUCACCAGAUUCUUAUUGCUGGUAUCAUCCGUCUGUUGGAAAUUCAAUUCAAAAUAACUCACAGACGUCUGUACAUGGAAAUAGUCUCAUACCACCGAAUCUAGUUCAAAUCAAUCAAAUGUCAUAUAGUUCAUAUCAUGGACCCCAACAACAGCAACAGCAACAACAACAACAACAGCAGCAGCAGCAACAUCAACAACAGCAGCAGCAGCUGAAUCAAAUGACAUCAAGUAUUCAAAACAACUCAUCCCUUGAUGACGAAUGGAAAAAUAUUCAUGUAAUGCUAAACUGUAUUUUGGGUAUGGUUGAAAAAACUAAACGCGCGUUGGUAAUUUUACAAAAACGUGGUUCAUCAAGUCCAGCUGGAGCUACAACUGCGUCUUCAGCUAAUGCAUCUACUGUUAUUUCUACGUCGAGUCAAAAUAACGGCAACACUCUUAAUUGCUUAAAUGGUUCUCAAGUAGAAGGAGGAUCCGUAGAUCGUGAUAGUAAUUUAAAACGACUUUCUGGAGAAAUCGUCGCUCAAACGAUAAGAGCUACUGAAGAUCGUGUCACUGCGGAAGUUAAAAGACGGGCUGAAGAAGCUGUUCAAGAAGUAAAACGUGCUGCUAUGGUUGAAGUACAACGUGCUGUAGCAAUGGCAGUGGCUGAAUCACGAGCUAAUGAACGAUUACGCGCUCAUCAACCCACCGAUGGAUCAUUUUUACCUUUAAAAAAUCAUGGGAAUGUCAAACAGGGGCCAUUUUUCCGUCUGAACAGUCAUCCGGUUAAUCAAAGUGUAGAAAUUACGUCGAAAAUUAAUGCAGCGGCAACUAUUAAUUCAAGUUUAUCCAGAGAUGAUGAUAAAGAAAUUCAUUUUAGCAGUAUUGGAUUUACUUGUUGGAAUUGUGGGAGAUCAGCUCUGGAGACUUGUGGUGGGUGUGGAAUUGCAAGAUACUGCAGUUCUUUUUGUCAACAUCGUGAUUGGGAAACGGGUGGACAUCAUGCAAACUGUCGUCAUAAUAGUCCAUCAACAAGUGAAUCCCGUCGUUCUUCGCCACGAAGUCCACCUAGAGUUGUUAAUUUAAAUCAAAAUGAUAUUAUCGGCUCCUCUGAUAGUAGUCCUAAUUUAUCUAUUAAUAUUACCAAAGCCAAGUGA